Molecule: messenger RNA, 1865 nt
Organism: Manis pentadactyla (Chinese pangolin)
Lineage: Eukaryota; Metazoa; Chordata; Mammalia; Pholidota; Manidae
Gene: CNTD1
Product: cyclin N-terminal domain containing 1
Exons: 7
Coding region: 148-1137 (329 amino acids)
Biological process (GO): reciprocal meiotic recombination
Cellular component (GO): site of double-strand break
Source: RefSeq, a predicted model, not a curated record
ACAGGGUUUUCCUCAGACUUGAAGCGACGACGAGCACACAAAAGGGGACGAGGAAUUCAGGGUGUGCCAGAAUACUCCGAAGAGGAGUUAAGAGGGUCGGUUUAUGGUUCCAGUGAGCUGUCUGGGUCCCCAAAAAGGCUUCUGAAGAUGGACAAACCUGUGAGGCCAAGACUGGCCUCCGUCAGAGACUUUCAGUUUGGAGCUGUUGCCGCAGAGACGAUCGAAGAUGCUCUUUUCCACCUGGCCCAGCAGAAUGAGCAAGCAGUGCAGGAGGCUGCCGGCCAGAUGGGCAGCUUCAGGGAGACCCGUUUCGUGGAGUUUGUUUUUCUCCUCUCUGAACAAUGGUGUCUGGAGAAAUCUGUGAGUUACCAGGCUGUAGAAAUCCUAGAAAGGUUUAUGAUUAAACAGGCAGAGAGUAUCUGCAGACAAGCCACAAUCCAGCUGAGAGAUAAGACAGAGUCUCAGACUUGGAGGGCUCUGAAAGAGCAGCUUUUCAACAAGUUUAUCCUGCGUCUUGUGUCAUGUGUUCAGCUGGCAAGCAAACUGUCUUUCCACUACAAAAUAAUCAGCAACAUUACUGUCCUGAAUUUCCUCCAGGCUCUAGGGUAUCUACACACUAAAGAAGAACUGCUGGAGUCAGAGCUUGAUGUUCUGAAGUCUCUGAACUUCCAAAUCAAUCUGCCUACUCCUCUGGCAUACGUGGAGAUGCUCCUAGAGGUUUUAGGAUACAAUGGCUGUUUGGUCCCAGCCACACAGCUGCAUGCAACCUGCCUGACCUUGCUCGACCUAGUCUAUCUUCUGCAUGAACCCAUAUAUGAGAGCCUGCUGAGGGCUUCAAUUGAGAACUCCACACCCAGUCAGCUGCAAGGAGAGAAGUUUGUUUCAGUGAAGGAAGACUUCAUGCUGUUGGCAGUAGGAAUUAUUGCAGCAAGUGCUUUCAUCCAAAACCAUGAGUGUUGGGGCCAGGUUGUAGGGCAUUUGCAGGCCAUCACUGGCAUCUCCUUGGAGAGCAUCGCUCAGUUCUCUUAUGCAAUCCUGACUCACAGCGUGGGAGCCAACACUCCCGGGCGACAGCAGCCUGGCCCUCCCCGCCUGGCAGCCAGAGCUCUGAGGGCUGCUGCCGCCUCCACCACAUGAGGCAGUGGGAAUCCGCCAAAUAUAAACAGCCUUCCAUCACUGCACUCCUUCCUCCCUAUGUUUACUUUCAUACUCAGGGUACAAAAGUUCCAAGCAUCUUUUGAACCAUGUUUUAUACUGCAAUUUCAUGCUUAUUUUUCUCCUUCAGAGAAAGGGUUAAAGUGGACAAGCCUGUCCUUCUUGUCACAUUAGAUGGAAGGUGUCAGAGAACGGAGAGGAGACAGAGUAUUAGUGAAGUUGGUUCAUUUCUGUUCAAUAAGAUAUUUAUGGCUUUUAAUUGUUCAUUUCAUUAAGAGAAAACAUCAGGCAUGGAGAUUAGUAUUAAACAGGGCCAAAAACCAGACCAUCUGGGUGACCCUGACUGAGCAAGGAGGCAGCCUUUUUUCCCCUUGAAGUUAGUUUAACUUCUCUGUUGUUAUUGAACUCCACACAAAUAGGGCUUCCUCUAUAGUUCUCUAUUUCCACUACAGUCUUUUUUAAAACUAACACUAAACAUAUUUCAGUAGAAUUUCCACAUACCUGCACUUGAACUCAAUUCUUCUGGAAUACAAAGUACUCUAUUUUAGUUAAAGAAAAACCUACCAUUGCACCUCUAGACAGUUAUCAGACUGCAGUAAAUCUUUUAUUACAAAUAAUUAAAUCUCUCCAUAAUGUCUCAAACACUCAUAUCUCUAACACAGAGCAGAGUAGGCAUUCAGUACUAGGACUGAGUGAGGAGAAGUGUUAAG